CCGCGCACACAAACAGUGCCAGUCUCUGACUCCUGUCCUCCCAAAGGACCCAGCCUAGGUAAAGGCUGACCCGGGAACUCUUAGACAUGGGGACGGAGCUUCUGGCCAGCAAUCUCUCUGCCUCGCGUUGCUCCUGGACGCACGGCUGCGCAUGAGACAGAUUGCACCCACUGCCGCUCAUCACGGCCCAGUGGAGGGAGCACCGCAGAGCCAUCAGGGUUGGUGAGAGGGUGACAGACGGUGGGGCUUUCCUUAAUUCUUCUGAGCUGCCACUUUGUCCGCACAAGGCGUCAUACAGAACUGAUCAGGAUGUUGUUGAAGGGGCUCUUAGGAAGAGGACUCCAGGUGGAGGGCAAGGCGGUGCUCAUCACGGGCUGUGACAAGGGAUUUGGCCACGCCUUGGCCAAGCACCUUCAUGCCAAGGGAUUCACCGUCUUUGCUGGGUGUUUGUUCAGGGACCAGGGAGGCGAUGGAGCCCGGGAGCUCGAGGGCCUGGGGCCAGAACGCAUGAAAGUCCUGCAGCUCAACGUGUGCCGGGAAGAGGAGGUGGCCCGGGCAGUCAAGUCGGUGCAGAAGGACCUGAAGGGGCCAGAUCAGGGUCUGUGGGGCCUGGUGAAUAAUGCAGGGAUCGCUUCCUUUGGGGAUGUGGAAUUCACCAGUCUUGAGAAGUACCAGGCCGUGGCAGAUGUCAACUUGUGGGGGACCGUCAGGGUGACGAAGGCUUUUCUGCCCUUGAUCCGCCGUGCUCGAGGCCGGGUCGUCAACGUGAGCAGCAUGCUGGGACGCAUGGCCAGUCCGCUGCGCUCCUCUUACUGCAUCUCCAAGUUUGGGCUGGAGGCCUUCACCAGCUGCCUGAGGCAGGAGAUGUACCGCUGGGGCGUCAGAGUCGUUGCCAUCGAGCCGAGCAACUUCAUUGCUGCCACGGGCAUCCUGACCCGGGAGGGCAUCGAGGCCCAGGCGGAGGAAAUGUGGCAGCAGGCCAGCGAGACGGUCCAGGCCGAUUACGGCGAGCCCUACUUCCUGGAGCAGGCCCAGCGGAUGAAGGCUUUCGUGAGCAGCGGCUUGCAGGACAAGUUGCCCGUCCUCGAGGACAUCACCAGCGCCUUGAUCUCCCGGUGCCCCUACACCCGCUACAACCCCAUGGAGGCCCAGUGGUGGGUGCGGCUGCAGGCCAUGGCCCACUUGCCCACCAUGCUGGCCGAUUGGCUGUACAUAGAUUAGCCUCCAGAGUGUGUGGGGGGGGGGGGCUGUGCCAAGGAACCCUCCCCUCCCCUCUCUGCACCCACAAGGCCUGAGAGUCCUGCGUGGCUUUGCUUCCUGGGCCUGAGAGUCCUGACCCCGCAGCAGUGCUGAUUAUGGAUCUUCACUUCGUAGUUGAAUUGAUUUUUAUAUUUUGCAAUCCUCCUUGAUUCUCAGUGAGGGAAGCCGACUAUAAAUGGAAUAAAUAUUUUUUCAAAACUU
Sphaerodactylus townsendi is the source of this 1461-nucleotide messenger RNA. Its product is annotated as D-beta-hydroxybutyrate dehydrogenase, mitochondrial-like. NCBI's taxonomy places the organism in Eukaryota, Metazoa, Chordata, Lepidosauria, Squamata, Sphaerodactylidae. Gene Ontology annotation, molecular function: oxidoreductase activity. The record is from RefSeq and is a predicted model, not a curated record. Bases 310 to 1221 code for a protein of 303 amino acids. The transcript has 5 exons.